GAGAGCCCGGUUUUAUAUUUGACGCGACGUAUCCGAGGCCAUUUCUACACAGGGCACUUCAGAUGAGUAGGUACGAACGCCUCGUAGAAAGAGCUUUCCUUUUUCACCCCAGGACCCUUGCUUUCCAGAGAACAUGCCCACGGUGAAGAAGACAUUGAUGUUCUUCUCCAGCUUUGUCACCAGCUUGGGGGCCUUCGUGGUCAUUUCAUCCAUCCUUGCCACUCAAGAAUGGAUCCGCAGUACAAUUGCCAUUCGCGACUCUUCUUCAAACGGGAGUGUGAUCAUCACCUACGGGCUCCUUCGCGGGAAGAGUGUUCAAGAACUGAAUCAUGGACUUGCAGAAUCGGACAAGAGUUUUGAAGUUUUAGGGACAUUGAGCAGUUCUUCCCAGAAGACCCUGCACACGGUGGUCCUCGUCUUCCUGGUCCUCAGCUUGCUCACGUCGCUGCUGAGCGCCGGCCUGACCCUCUACAACAGCGUGAGCAACCCCUACCAGACCUUCCUGGGACCGAGCGGCGUGUACACGUGGAGCGGGCUCUGCGCCGCCUUCAUCUUCCUAACCUUGCUGCUCUUUGUGGGGAACACACAGUCCAACCGCCUGUCAGAGCAGCUGGCCCAGAAGCUCUACCCGACGUACCCCGCCUCCACUCACCAGGGAACCUCCCACAGCUACGGGUACUCGUUCUGGCUCGUGCUGCUCGUCAUCCUUCUCAACGUGGCCAGCGUGGUUGUCAUCAUCUUCUACCAGAAGGCCAGGUACCAGCGGAAGCAGGAGCAGAGGAAGCCCAUGGAAUACGCCCCAAGGGACGGAAUCUUGUUCUGAGCUCGGGAUGCUCACUUGGUCAUUGGGGCGAUUCUGCGGCACGUCGGCUCCCCGAGCCGGGAGGGGCUCACGAGUCCGGGUCUCCAGCAGGGAAAGGGCAUCCCCGACUGACUGUCGUUCUGCGACCCUUGCGGUCGUUCGUGACGCGAUGUUCUUCAUCAGUGAGGUAUCCUUGGAAAAGGACACUUCUCAAGGGGGGGACGAUGAAAGAGGAAGCGCCCCAUCCACGGAGGGUUCAAGGCGGCAGCAUGAUUUGUGAUCCUGUGGACACUCUGACUCCGCUUGCUCUCUUUAAGUAAUAAAGCCUUGUGUUACACAUCGUC
Messenger RNA from Phacochoerus africanus (Common warthog), 1146 nucleotides. RefSeq names its product clarin 3 (gene CLRN3). Bases 134 to 823 code for a protein of 229 amino acids. The transcript is spliced from 3 exons. The record is from RefSeq and is a predicted model, not a curated record. Lineage: Eukaryota; Metazoa; Chordata; Mammalia; Artiodactyla; Suidae.